Messenger RNA from Trichobilharzia szidati, 348 nucleotides. The record is from the annotation of a GenBank genome assembly. NCBI's taxonomy places the organism in Eukaryota, Metazoa, Platyhelminthes, Trematoda, Strigeidida, Schistosomatidae.
AUGCAAAUUAAACAGCAACUUGAAACUAUCGUCACUAAACAAAAUGAGUUAAAUCGACUGAAACAACAAUUCAUCCCUCAAAGCAAAUACCCCGUCAGUAGUGAUCAUUAUUACUAUACAAAUACUGGACUUUUGUCUACAUUACAAACAAAUGAAGGUGAUUAUGAAAUACAAAGAGGCCUCCUCAACUCAAUGGAUACUGACGGAAGCUGUCGUGCAACCUCUGAAGUUGAUUACUGGCGUAAUAUUGCUUUGAAAAUGAAUUGGGAAUUAGAAAAUCUUAAAGAUGAUGCAAAUGUUCUUGUAGAUAUACUCACAUUAUUACAAUGUCAACAUCAGAAAUGCUGA